UUUUGUCACUACCUCUGUAACUUUAGCGAUGCAUCAUAGUUUUUGGAAGAGAAGUUAUGGAUGUUAACUUCUUUAUUAAGAGGAACACAACGUUUCGGAGUAUAUACUUACUCCUUCAUCAGGACAUCUCUAUCUUCCACAAUGAAGCUGUGGACUGUCGUCAUGGUGAUGCUGCUGCUGGAAGGGACAUACAGAGUCUCCGCGGAGUGUUCACUGGAGUUCUUCGAUGUAUUUGUACACAAGGACAACGGGGAGGUUUGUGGACGAACCAAACUGAAGUAUCCCCUGGGAAAGAACGAUGACAUGGACACCUGCGACACCACCGUCACAUGCAGCGGCAACAACGAGCUCCAGUUCUGCAGGAGCUUCCCUACUGAGUGUGUCCGCGUACUGCCUCACUGUGACUAUGCCCUGAUUGAGUUCGGUUUGAACGUGGAUGCGUCUGAUUGUAUGAUAGAACGCAACACGCACAUGAGGAAGGUACUAGAGAGUAUGUACAAGCUGAACUACGCCCAGAAACAUCCCCCGGACCUCACGACAUUGUCCGAGGAAGAGCUUGAAGCUGAGCUCAGGAGGGUCAUCGCGGCCCGAAAUGCACAAGGGCUUCGCUGAAGAACAUACACACGGACCAUAGGUUGUGUUCGCAUGCCACGGGCGGACAGCCACAUCUUCAAUUAAUAUAAAAUCGAUAUUUAUGUUUUUGAAAUAAUUUCGAUCUUGGCAGGCAAGAAGGCAUUUACAAGAUGUCAUUCAAGUGACUUUGAUUACCAAAAAGUAUAUUUCAGUUUUAAAACGUUUGAUUCUGAGAAAUCCCGUAAAUGAUAGUUUUGAAAUACCGUCGAGGGUUAUUGGUUGUAGGGCUUUGUGAACACACAUCUGUGGUCCGACCUGUGUGUUGUAGAGUACAGAUCUGACAUCAUGCUUGUGUCCAGUGGCAUUUGAGAACAACUGGUUAUACUGUCGACUUCGGUUGUCUCGAAAUGUUGAAUUCAAAGUCUAGUCACGGACUAGUUAAUAAACUACUACCUGAAUAUCGAGAGAAAAAACAAUAACUGAAACAAUUCUGAAAUCUUCAAGGUCGACUGUUUUGGUGUGUUUUUUUAACUUUUGCUUAUGUUUAACUCGCUAAGCUUGUUUUCUUUGACGGCAAUGUUAUAUAUCAUAAAAUACAUACACAAUGACUAUUUUACUUAACUGCACAGGGUUCUCAUGAGACAUAAGUUGAAUAAUCGGUCAUGUCUGUACCUUAUAAGAUGGCAAUAAAAAGCUUUGA
Molecule: messenger RNA, 1273 nt
Organism: Haliotis rufescens (red abalone)
Lineage: Eukaryota; Metazoa; Mollusca; Gastropoda; Lepetellida; Haliotidae
Exons: 4
Coding region: 61-612 (183 amino acids)
Source: RefSeq, a predicted model, not a curated record